This is a messenger RNA of Adineta ricciae, 1032 nucleotides long. The record is from the annotation of a GenBank genome assembly. Lineage: Eukaryota; Metazoa; Rotifera; Eurotatoria; Adinetida; Adinetidae.
AUGUCUUGCGAACAUCCAGCCUGUUCGUCUGAAGCGCAUCUAAUUUGUUCAUCUCACUGUCACUUGUCAGUAUGUGAGAAGCAUCGAUUCGAACAUGAAAGUGAUCUUCGGAGUGAAAUUGAAAAGCGAUUGAAAGAAAUUAACGAUCCAAUCUCGACAAUACUUCUUCAAACACGACGAGAACUUGAACAGUCUGAAGAAGCUUGGCAGCGUGAAUCAAAACAAGCCAACUCACUUUUCGACCUUCAGCAAUCAUCUAUUGAUCAACGCUUGAAGUUAAUCGAGCAAACCAGAGAGUUGUUAACUAGAAAACGUGAGCAUUUAAAUCAACAUAAAGCUGGUGAAAUUCAGCUCACAAAAGAAGAUUAUCAAGAACUGGAAGUAGCUUUAAAUCAAAUAAAUAAAGAAGAUAAUCAACCGAAUCCAUCGAGUAUUCGUAUUGUGUCACCAUCGAUAGAUACUAAACCACAUCACACGUCAACAGAUGUUGAAUAUAUCGAAAUAUCCGAUUCCGACAACGACUCAUCACCACCUACGACUCCAAUCUCGACAAGUAAUGAAAAACCACGCCCAUCAACUUUACAUCUACUCCGUGACAUAUGUCCAUUGACAAAGUAUGGUGUUUUUGGUCUGGAAAAUGUACAAGAUAUCAAACGCUUUUGUCCGAUUGACAACAAAAUUCCCGUGUAUCUUUACAUUCACUUCAUUCGAACACACAAUAUUCGACCAUAUGUCGCCACUCAAUUAGUUCGAGCUCUUCGUAACCAGUGUAAUCUAAUGGAAACGAAAAUCUUCACGCAAAUCAAUAAGCAAACCCUUCAAUGUCCAUUUAACAAAAGCGCUCUGAAAUUCAACGAAGAAAACUGUAUUCCAAAAACACCAUGUUAUUCUUUACUUGAUCAAGAUGAUUUCAAACGACAUUUACGUCAAGUUCAUUCAAUUACCAAAAUGAACACCGAUCUAAUUUACGAUGCGGUGAAAGAGUACGGAACAAUCAGUCGUGUGCAAUUCGAAGAAGAUUUGUGUGAAUAG